UGUAUUCUUGUCUUGUGUUCUAGAACUAAAAAAGCAGACGGCUGUUUUGCGCAAACUAUAAAAAUGAAACGUAAAUAGCCGUUCGAAAAAGAAAAAUGCACACGGUCUCUGGUGUCUCAUUUUGAAAUCGCAGUGUGUUUAGAUGGAUUUAUUUUCAUCUCGUCGUUGCAUUCUUGGUUUAAUAUUUGCGUUAAAACACAAAUAAUAUACUCAUAUACCAGUGAAGUUUAAUAUCAAACUUGUAUUGUAGUAACAAUUAUUAAGUAAGCGGUCAUUGGUUAGCUGCAGUUGGAGACAUCGUCUGCAUGGAGACGAACACACGUGACGCAAAAAUGAAAUUCGCCGACUUCGCCCAGUCGAUUAUGAAGUAUUUGAAGCUCAUAACUGUGGAGCCUGUAAUGUUCGCCAUCUCAGUUACUACGUUCAUGCAGCAGCCUUCAAACCAACAGUUAGUCCUCCAGAAAGUAUGUCUACUCAACUUCAACAAGACAAUUUGCAAUGAGGGUGUGGAUGAGUUCAUUGCUGUGGAGAAUAUCGUCCAUGCUGAUGCAGCUUACUGGAGCUUCUACCUGAAGAUUGCGCUGUUUCUCCCAGGAGCUCUAUUCUCCUCGAUUUACGGGUCUCUCAGUGACACCGUGGGCCGUAAGAUCUUUCUGAUCAUCCCAUCAUUUGGGGUCAUCUUCGGGGCAGUCAGCUUCAGCUUCCAGGCACUUUACCCGCACUUACAUCUCGGGUAUCUACUUAUAAGUGAGGUGAUCGUUGGACUAUCCGGUAAUGUUUUUAUCGCCUAUAUUGUAGCCAAGUGUUACCUGUGUGACAUCACUGAUAUUUCAAACCGGACCAAAAGGCUUGGGGUCAUGAAAUCCAUGUGUUAUUUAGGUGGGCCUCUUGGGGCUUUCCUCUCUGGAAUACUAAUCGACAAAGAGGGGUUCGCUGCUGUUUACCUAAUCGUAGUUGCCAUACACAUCGUGGUUAUUAUUUACGUCGUGCUGUUACUUGAUGAGACUGUCGUGUGUUAUGUCAUCGAAGACGACGACGACAUUGAGAAAAGUGGGGACAGUGACGAUGACACAAAGAAAGCUGGGUGUGGCCCGUGUUGCAUGACAUUGAGUAGGUUGUCCUCUAAGGUGUUGGCGAGUAUUGAGCAAACGGUCUUGGUUUGUUUCCGGGCGAGACUCGGCUUCAGACGUAAGCAUCUUCUACUGACUCAACUCGUAGGCAUCAUCCACAAUCUUUGCUCAUCAGCUGAGAUGGAUUUGACUGUGCUUUACACCAAGCAUACACCGUUGAACUGGUCGGCCACAACCAUCGGUGUUUUCAUCAGUCUGAGGACUACCCUUAAGGCAUUCACUUUGGCUGUUGGACUGCCAGUAAUAUUUCAGCUGGUUAAACGUCAUUGGGUGCAGUUAGACCUUGGGUUGGUAUCCAUUGGAGUUGUAUCGACCGCUUCGGCGCUGGUCAUUAUGGCGUUUGCCAAAAACACAACACACAUGAUGUUAGCUCCUUUCGUUGGUAUGUUUAUUGGUUUCCCUUGCGUCAUCUUGAACUCAAUAAAAUCAAAGCUGGUCGAGCCACAUGAAUACGGAUCAUUGUUUGCGUCAACCACUCUUAUACAAACACUCACCUCAACGGCCGGCUCAGCAGUGUUUAACAGCAUCUACGCAGCCUCGUUACCAAUCUGGCCGGGGCUGUCCUUUGUCGUUCUGGCUGGUAUCUACUUUGUAUCAUUGUUCUUUCUUCUAUAUCUUUGGUAUGACAUCAAAGUUACAUCAAGCGAUGACACGUUUGAUAGUGAUGACGGUCACCAUGAGUACCAGCAGCUGAAAAACGAUGAAGAGAAAGUGAACGCAGAGUAA
Molecule: messenger RNA, 1856 nt
Organism: Asterias rubens (European starfish)
Lineage: Eukaryota; Metazoa; Echinodermata; Asteroidea; Forcipulatida; Asteriidae
Product: proton-coupled folate transporter-like
Exons: 8
Coding region: 306-1856 (516 amino acids)
Biological process (GO): transmembrane transport
Cellular component (GO): membrane
Molecular function (GO): transmembrane transporter activity
Source: RefSeq, a predicted model, not a curated record